AACGUACCAAGACGCCAGUUUAAUUUGUUUUGGGCAGACUGCAGUGUUACUUCAACCUCUCGUCCGGCAACUUCACAGAUUCUAUUAGAAAAUGUUGGCUGAGUUUAUUGCUCUUUUUGUGCUCAUAGUAUUGAUUUACAAGUUAUUCAACCCUUACGAUUAUUGGAAGAAGAAAGGGUAUCCGUAUGUUGAAGGCAGUUUCCCACUUGGAACGAGACCGCCUUUGUUUUUGUCAAAGAUCUACCAAGGGCAUAUAAUUGAAAAAAUAUACAAUGAGUUAUCCCCUCAUCCGUUUGGUGGAUUUUACAUCGUCCAAGCGCCGCACCUGAUGUUACGCGAUCCCCAGCUUAUAAAACAUAUUAUGGUGAAAGACUUUUCCCAUUUUAGAAGCCGGUUCGGAAAGAGAUAUUCUCCAAACGAUCCCCUAUCCCAGCAUCUUUUCAACCUCGAGGGCGACCUUUGGAGGAGCGUUCGGGUUAAGCUGACUCCGACGUUUACUUCCGGGAAGAUGAAAAUGAUGUACGCGCUUUUCGAAGCAUGUGCUAACAAUUUGAGCAAAGUUUUAGACGAUUCUGUCGGAAAGGACGUCGAUAUAAAAGAUCUAUUCGCCCGGUUCACGACAGACGUGAUUGCCACCUGUGCCUUCGGCCUUGAAGCCAACUCUCUCAAAGACCCGAAAAAUGAAUUUCGUACCAUGGCAGAUAAAAUUUUUCCUCCUUAUGUAAGCAAUUUGGUGAAAUUUUCCUUUUUAGCCCGAUUUUCCCCGUUGAAAUCUCUAAUAGGAGUUCUCGGUUUAAAAUUCGUUCCUCGAAAAGUAAACGAUUUCAUCAUCAACACCAUUAGAGACACGAUAGAUUACAGAGAAGAGAACAAUGUGAAGAGAAAUGAUUUUUUAAACUUACUCAUCGAAAUGAAAAACAAACCGUUAAAUGAGGACGGACAAAAAAAAGACGAGUUAGAGAUGGAUCUGGGAAUGAUAGCAGCACAGUGUUACGUUUUCUUUGCAGCCGGUUUUGAAACAAGUUCAUCAGUCCAAAGUUACGCUCUUUACGAACUAGCAUUUAAUCAGGAUAUUCAAAAAACCUUAAGGGAAGAAAUUGACGAAGUGCUUGCCAAACACGGCGGAAAGCCGACGUACGAGGCGUUGCAAGAAAUGCCAUAUUUAGAGCAGGUCAUCAAUGAGGCAAUGAGAAAAUACCCGACCCUGCCCUUAAUCACUCGGGAGUGCACCAAAGACUACGUACUAGAUGAGUUUGGCCUCAAAAUUAAGAAGAGUGAACAAAUCUUAAUUCCGACGUACGCACUUCAACACGACCCGAAGUACUUUCCGUCUCCGCAAAAGUUCAACCCAAGUCGCUUUUCAGAAGAAAACAAAUCGUCAAUAGUUCCUUUCACGUAUCUUCCAUUUGGAGAAGGCCCGAGGAUUUGUAUCGGUAUGAGAUUCGGGAUGAUGCAAACUAAACUAGGCCUAGUAACUGCCCUGUCACGUUUUAACGUUUUCCCAUCACCCACGACGCCUAAGUCCCUGAAGUUCGCCUCGACAUCUGUCAUAACGAUCGUAGAAGGUUCAAUCAAUUUAAAGUUUGAAAAAAGACAAUAAGAAUUUCAAGUUUUAUCAUCUCCGUGCUCAUUGGAUAUUAAUUAUAGAUUCGAAGUACAUUAUUCGAUAUGUAAUUUUAAUUAUGUAAGUAUGUAAUAGAUGUGUUAGUGUUUGAAUUUUAAAUUGAACAUACAUUUAUAUCAUGUAUACCAAAAAUAAUAAUGAAACUAAUAAAUAAUUCGAAAGUAGUGUAAUGCUGGCCAAAUAUAUAUUUUUUUAUAUACAAGGGUUCGUAACAGGUGAGGUCAUUUCUCAAAAUAGAUCAUAUAAAAAAGCCCAUUUGUAAGUAUAUCGGGUUCGAACCCGGGACUUUUACCUUGCAGUGAUGAGCGCCGUGUCAACGCCCACAUUUUUUUCAACCUUAAAUACAUAAGUUAUUUUGGACUAUCUCUCGUUAUCAUUUAUAAAUGUUUAAUGAAAAAUAUUUGCUCGCGCAAGAUAAAAGUGGGAAACAGUCUCAGAAUGAAAAUAUAAAAUUAAACUAGAAUUAAAUUAAAUUU
Molecule: messenger RNA, 2100 nt
Organism: Cimex lectularius (bed bug)
Lineage: Eukaryota; Metazoa; Arthropoda; Insecta; Hemiptera; Cimicidae
Product: cytochrome P450 6a2-like
Exons: 5
Coding region: 92-1600 (502 amino acids)
Molecular function (GO): heme binding; monooxygenase activity; iron ion binding
Source: RefSeq, a predicted model, not a curated record